UUUCACUGUUCUCACUCACCUCCUCUUCUGUAUUUUGAAUGUUCAAAAUCACACACACACACACACACUCUCUCUCUCUCUCUCUCUCUCACACACACACACACACACACACUCAUACUCUCUGGACAACAAAUUCUUCAACAGAAUCCUGCAUUAAUGUUGAGCUAUACGCGUUUCUGCGAGGAUGAAUCCAGCUGAAAAAGUUUAUCUGUAGUAGUUUCAUCUUCGUGUUUUCUCCUUUUCGAUCUACUGAAGCUUUUCUUCGAAUUUUCGUGUUGUUUUUUAAAAAAAAGUGUGGUUGAAAAUGGAGAGAGAUAAGCGGAAGAAAUCGAAGAUACCUAGCCUUUUUGGAGGGAAUGGAGAAAAUAUGAACCGGAAAACUGUUCAACCUAGGUCGCAAAGGGAUGGUUUUACGGAGCAAAAACUGUUCAUGUAUGAAGCUGGGCAAACGUCUUCUAAACAAGUUUACGGGACACCUAUGAAGACACUAUUAGCUAAAGAAAUGUUGAAUGAAACGUCAGCCAAAAAGCGAUCACCAAGUCUUAUAGCGAAGCUAAUGGGUCUAGAUGGACUACCAUCUCCCCAACCUCUUCACAAACAACAAAAAAAGGCGUCUGAGAAUUCCAAGAGUACGCCCAAAAGGAACGAACAGUCAUAUAAUCAUCAGUCAGAUAGGAAGACCACAGUGGAACAACAACAUUUCAAAGACGUUUAUGAAGAUCCAGAAGCAUCACAUGUCGGAAAUCAACUUUAUUCGCCACAAUUCACUGCAAAACGAAGAUCCACAAAGCUGGAAUUAGGGUACAUCCAGGAAAGAUGUGACGAAAUGCUUCGGGAGUCCAUUGCAAUUAAAAACAAACUUGAAAGAGUAGAUUCGAACUCAGAUUUGAUGUUGAGUUUUCUGCAUAAGGAUCAACAAGACAUCCCUUACGGUUAUCUCUGCAACCAGAUAACAGUUUUAAAGCCGUCAAAUGCUGUCAGACAUGCGUCGUCCAACGGCAAAGUAUUGAAAGAAACAAUGAACUAUCGUGUUCCUGUUUCUCAUCAAAGAAAUGAAUCAUGUCACAGUAAUCAUAACUUCCGUAAAUCAUCUAGAUAUCAGCCAGAAAGGAAAGACGCAAACGCCAUUUCUCCUACAAGAAUCGUAGUCCUUAAGCCAAAUGUUGCAAAGAUCUACAAUGAUACAGAAUCAGAAUUAUAUACGGGCCCACCGAGCGAAUUCAGGUCUUCCAGGCACAAGUCCAAAGAAGCUAGAGAUAUCGCAAGGCAAAUUACUAGUCAAAUGAAAGAAGGUUUCGAAAGCGGGCAUAUUAAUUUAUUUGAUUCUGGUUUUCUAGAAUAUGCAAGUGCAUCCGCUAGUGAAUCGGAAAUGAUGGCCGUUUCUUCACGUAAUUCAUUUCACCAAAGUACGAGGGCGGUGAGGCACAGGCGUUCACACUCAAAUAUGUCUGAAUCUGCAAUGAUUAAGGAGGCAAAGAAGAGAAUGUCACAAAGGUGGAAAACUCAUGGAUAUAAAGAUAUGGGAAUGGUCGGUAAAAGCAGUACACUGGAAGAAAUGCUUUCGGUUCCUAACAGUGAAACAAGGCAUGUAAAAACUGGAUAUGCGGUGGGCCCGGUGGGCCCAGUUGGGGUCAGUGAUGAAUAUGGUUGGAGAGAUGACUAUCUCAGAAAUACAUCAAGAUCGAGAUCUCUUUCUCCGUCUUGCCGUAACCGAAGUCAUAAAACGAGUAACUAUCAUGAAGCAAAUGCUGAUGAGAAGAUUAUGGUACAUAACGAGCCUGUUAACCGGGGUAAAAGUAAGGGGGUGAAGGGUAAAUUUAGCCACCGAGAAGAAUCACGGUCCAUGAAUUUGAGAUCUUACAGUGAAAGAUGUCGGUCUUCCCAACAUUGCAAUGCAUGUAGUCAUGAGUUUGGUAAAGUUUCACCAACCGAGACCUGCUUUGAGAACGAGGAUCCUGUUGAGCAAGAGUUACUGAUUUCUGAUAUUCAAAAUGCUACCGCGAAGCCAACUUCUGUUAUUGAUGUUUGCAUGCUUGGAGAUGAAGAUUCAUUUGCUGUUGAAGAAGAUAGCUUGAACUCACAGGAACCAUGGACUGCAAACUCACAGGGUACUGUUUGCACUCAGUUGUCUGGACCUGAGCCAGAAUCUUCUGAAGGGUCUAAAGAGUUUGACCAAAAUGGUCAAACUUCAGUAUUGGAAGUUCCUCCUACAGAAGAUGUAUCAUCUGGUUCCGAGUGCUUUGAGAGAGUCAGUUCUCAACUACAUGAGCUCAGGAAGCAACUUCAUCUGCUGAAAAUGGAGUCAGGAUCACAUUAUGAUAGCCCAAACGAUGAAGAAAUCGAACAAAGAUCAUCAUCGUUUACGGUUUCUGAGUCAGAAAACUGGGAAUCCGCAUACUUAACAGAACUGCUACAAAACUCUGGUUUCCACGACCACGACCCGUAUACAUUCAUAACCACAUUUUACUCCGUAGACUGUCCUAUAGAUCCAUGUUUAUUUGAUCAUCUUGAAAAGAAAUACUCCCAAGAUCCAGCUGUUUCAAGAUCCGAAAGGCGUCUGUUUCAUGAUCGUGUAAACGAAGCAAUGUGUGUUCUUUCCAAGAUCAUGCUAUCAACCCCGUUAGGUCAAAGAGAGAUUCAGAUUGCACUGAUUGAAAUUGGGUUUGAAGAUCAGCUGCAGAAGUUGCUUGUGAAGCAAGAAAAGGAAGCAAAUGGGGAAUAUUAUGAUAUAUCUAUGGAUAACGAUCCGGACUGGUUUCAACCGGUGAAUGCAAUUGAUGUUGUGGGUAAGCAAAUUGCCGAGAUGUUGGUAAGUGAGUUAGUACUGGAAAUUGCAAGUGGAUGGUAGUUGUAGAAGUUUAGAUUGUAGGCAUAGAACCACGUGAACGAAUAAUGGGUAACAAAGAGAGAAAUCAGUCAAGUUUGUAGGUUCUUUUUCUGAAAUGUUCAGAUAUUGUAACAAGUGAUGGAUUUUAAAUGUGAUGAUGCUAAACACCCUCUUAUAUGGUUUAUGCUAUUGAGCCACAUUAGAACA
Messenger RNA from Helianthus annuus (common sunflower), 3034 nucleotides. RefSeq lists its product as uncharacterized. The transcript is spliced from 6 exons. The coding region runs from base 305 to 2848 and encodes 847 amino acids. The record is from RefSeq and is a predicted model, not a curated record. NCBI's taxonomy places the organism in Eukaryota, Viridiplantae, Streptophyta, Magnoliopsida, Asterales, Asteraceae.